This is a messenger RNA of Fusarium venenatum, 312 nucleotides long. Lineage: Eukaryota; Fungi; Ascomycota; Sordariomycetes; Hypocreales; Nectriaceae. The record is from RefSeq and is a predicted model, not a curated record.
AUGGGUGCAUACUUCGCUAUCAAGUUAUCUACACUUAUGCCCAAGAGACGUGUUCGGAAUUUUAAAGAUGCGACAGUAUUUCGAACAUCAUUCUGCAUAGUGUCUGGACCGCAAACGUAUACGCCAAGCGAGUUAGUAGAUGUCAUCUCAAUUGCCACCCUUUUCACAACUCCUGGCAAGUCGGGUCGACCGUGGAGUUCGUCGAAUGCUACCGGAAUUUCGGUCCCCUUUUCGAUUCCUGAUUCUUCCGGUCUGGAAACUGAGCUUCUGUUCAAUGGGAUGAUUGAUACAGGUGAGGCUCCGCCGGUAUGA